AAAUAAUAUGAACUUGAAUUGUAUAGUGUUAAAUCAUAAUAACUAAAUGUUUUAUCUAGUUUUGUACACUUUUUAACCUGAAAUAUGUUCCGAACUUAUAAGUCAAAAAAAGAAACAGGUGGAGGGCUGGAUCCUCGAGAUGUAAUACAAUCUAUUGACGAAAAGAGCUCAUUAUUUGAUGCUUUUUAUAUACAAAAUAUUAAACAAGUAAAGCGCGAUUUUUCUUGUAUGGGAACUUCCAAUUCUUCAUACAAUAAAACGCGUAAGAAAAAAUAUGUUAAAAGGCUCAAGGAACCAUUAGUUGAGGAAUCUAUAUCACAGUCCACUUUCUUAACUCCUGAUAAAUCUUUACGCGUAAAUAGAGAGCGUGAUCCCUUCGACCAGCUUCUAAACUCUUCUUUUUCCAAUACAACUCCUAUUUGUAAAUAUGUUAAAAAAAUUACUUCAAGGAGCAAAAGGAAGAAUAAGGUGAAGAAGAAGGUUUUACAUGUUUCCAGUGACAACUGUGACUCGAAUAAAGAAAAUGAAGAUACAAACUGUGAUAAUUAUUUAGAUAUUAGAUCACAUACAUUAUUUGUAGAAAAAGAUAGAUAUGACCCUGUAACUACAAAUGACUCUGUAGAACACAUUGAACCAAAUUUCAUUAAAAAUUUGAGAAGUGUUGGUAAACAAAUUGGUUUUGAAUCACCUGACACAAAUUUAAAAAAAAUACAGAAUUCCGAAUUUUCUGAGUCUCCGCUAUGUAGUACUCCUGUUCUGGAAAAAUAUAGAGGAAAAUCUAUAUACAAAUUUUCGCCUAUUUGUCUUGAGAGAAGAAGUUCAAAGCUAAGAGAAAUAAAGAAGUAUUCAGUUUCAAGAAGUUCUAAACAGUCAGAAUAUUUUGAAUGUAUGGGUAAAUCUAAAUAUUCACUUGAAGCAUGUAAUGAAGAAAAGAUUCUAGUAUGUGAAAAUAAUACAAAUGAGCCAAAUGAUACAGCUAGAUGUUUACACAAUAGUGUAAGUGUAUCUAAUGAUUUUAAUCACUCAGCACUCUUAGAUUUUGAACAAGCAACACAGGCUGAUCAGAAAAGUAAUAGUUAUACUUUAGAAACUAGCUAUAGAAUUAAAAGCCCUAAAAGUGUGGAAAGUGAAAAUAAUACCAAACACAACAAUGCAAAUGAGGAGGAAUUAGAAUCUGUCAAAUUUUCCCAAGAUGUGUCUCAAAAUUCUCAUAGUGACAUAUCAAUUAAUAAAUCUGACUUGGAAUCAGAAAUGGAAUGUUCAUUGACUUACACUGAUGAAGAUGAAUCACAGAAACCAUUCUUAGGAUUUUCAAGACUGGAUAAAUCCAAUGCCAAUCACAAUAGCCCAUUGAAUUCAAUUUCAGAUUCAAUAACUUACACCAAUGAAGAUGAACCUAUAGAACCCUUAGAAUUUUCUAGACCAGAUAAUUCCAAUGACUGUCACAAAGGCUUAUUGGAUAAUAAUUCAGAUUUAAUAACUUACACUAAUGAAGAUGAACAAGACGAACCCUUCAUAGGAUUUUCAAGACAGUAUAAUUCGAAUGAUAGCCAUGAUAGCUUAAUGGAUAAUAUUUCAGAAUGUUCUAGCAAAAAUCAAAGUAAUAGUAGCAAUAAUUCUUAUUAUGACACAUGUAGUGAAUCACGACAUUCAAAUAAUGGAGAAUCUCAUUCUCAAGGUAGUUCAAAUUCAAAUGAAAAGAGCUUCUGUGAUAUGAAUGAUUGUUCCGAGAUGUGUUAUCUUAGUUUAGUUGCAAAUAGUUCAUUAAGUAGUGACAAUUAUGAAGUUAAGAAUGACAAAGACUUAUUGGAAAAUUCACCAGAAACCAAUGUGGAUGAAUUGACAUUUGUUAAUACUAGAAGAAGAUUUAAAGCUAACAGUAGUAUAAAUACAAGUUUGUUAGAAUGUUCAAUUAAUAGUACACAUUCAGUGGAUAAAACAUUAAAUAAUUCUGAAGGCCACCUAACAUCCUGUGAACAAGAAAAAGAUCUACUAUGUACUACAGUCUACACUGGUGAUCAAAUUAAUUCCACAUUAUGUAAUCCGAAUAAAACUACUGUUGAUGAUAAUCAUUUGACAAAAUCAUGUGAAAUAAAUGAUAACAGAGAACAAGUGCAUAGUGAAUCGAUAAAUAAAGUGGAAGCAGUGAUAAACAAUUUAUCACCUCGUAAAUUAAAACAUGCUCAAAAUUCUGAUAGCUCCUCAGUAACAGUAAGAAGAGGAUCUAGAAUAAGCAAUAGUAGAAAUACAAUGGUGGAUCUCAAUACAAGUGACAUAAAAAACCCAAUAGUUCUGCAGCCAGGAAAGAAGUGGGAAAGAUCUUUGAGUAUUUAUAGAAGAAUGACUACAAUGGUUGAUGGUACCAACCAAUCUAUUUUGGACAUAGAGCCAUUAGAGCACAAAGGCAGAAAUUAUAGGCUGAGUGUCAAGAGUACAAUUGAAAUGCAAGAAAUAAAUGCUUCAUUUAAUAAUGAAUCCAUUAAGAAUCACAGACCUUCUUUUGUGUCAAAACCUUUUAGACCAAGUAUCCAAUUAUUAAGGGAAUCUUCUGCAUCUAGACUAAGCAUAUGCUCAUCAGCUAUUUUGGAAGAUUUGGAAGGAUUUUUGUCCGAGGAUUGUGAUGAUACGAUCAUCGAACUAUCAAAACUCUCGAUCGGUGAUUCUGAGCACGAGACUACAAUAAGAGAACAUUUUCAUGAUAGUUCGGGACGUUUGUGCACAGCGCGUGAUUACGUUCUACGACGCUGCAAUCAAACAGAUGCUAUCUUAUUUGAUGAGUGCUAUCCAGAUACAGCUUUGAAGAACUGUCGGAAGAUUGGCGAAGGAGUGUAUGGAGAGGUGUAUCUAUGGAGAGCUGCUGACGGCCGUGCUCGUGUACUGAAGGUUAUCCCAAUUGCUGGAGAUACCAAGGUCAAUGGCGAGGCUCAGAAGGACUAUGAUCAGAUUAUAUCGGAAAUUGUGAUUGCUAUGGAAUUGAGCGCCCUGCGUGCUCCAAUACAAGAUAUAGAAAAUCAUUUUAAUGAAGGGAAGAGCUUUGAAAAUUUGGAUUUACAUUCUAUAGACAAUGCAACUGAUGUUUUUAAUGAGGUUCUAGCUGUGCGCCUAGUAUACGGGGCUUAUCCCAGCCGCCUGCUCGACCUGUGGGAGCUGUAUGACGAGUGCAAGGGCUCGGAGAACGACAACCCGGCCGUGCUACCUGCCCGUCAGCACUACCUGGUGCUGGAACUGGCUAACGCGGGCCAGGACCUCGAGAGCUACCAGUUCAACAACGCAGAACAGGCCUACGCGCUCUUCAAACAGGUCGCAUUCGGCUUGGCGAUCGCAGAAGAGGCGUGCCAGUUUGAGCAUCGCGACUUGCACUGGGGCAACGUGUUGAUUGCACCCACUGACAACCAGUUCGCCACGUUCGUGCUCCGUGGUCGCACGUACCGCGUCCGCACGUGCGGCGUGAAGGCGACCAUCAUCGACUACUCUCUGUCGCGCGCUACUCUCGGCCUGGCGGACGACGUGAGGUCCAGCGGCACUCUCUUCACGAACCUCGGCGACGACGAAUCACUAUUCGACGCCGUCGGCGACUACCAGUUCGACGUGUACCGACUCAUGAGAGAUCGUCUCGGGAACGUUUGGCACAACUUCGAGCCGUACACAAACAUUCUGUGGCUACAUUACACUGCUGAUAAGAUGAUAACUUCUCUCCGGUACACCAGGACUAACACCAAGAUACACAAACACUACAUUGCGAAGCUGAAACAGGUCAAGAACAAAAUUUUGGAGUACGGCUCCUGUACCCAGUACGUUCUCACCGACAGCGAUAUCUAAACUAUGCUUGUAACUAACUUGUUAAUAUUUCAAUAUGGUUUGCACAUGUAACUCGUUUGACCCUGAACAAUUUAGUGUAAAUAGAUUUGAAAUUAAUAUUGUAUUAGACCCUGAAAGUAUAUUAUUAGUCAAAUUGUGGAAGGCCGCUGCGGAGCUUGUGCCUUUCUGGUUUAAAAAUAAAUUCAUAUAUCUCAGUCA
Molecule: messenger RNA, 4017 nt
Organism: Leptidea sinapis
Lineage: Eukaryota; Metazoa; Arthropoda; Insecta; Lepidoptera; Pieridae
Gene: Haspin
Product: serine/threonine-protein kinase haspin homolog
Exons: 12
Coding region: 85-3819 (1244 amino acids)
Biological process (GO): protein phosphorylation; intracellular signal transduction; mitotic cell cycle
Cellular component (GO): nucleus; cytoplasm
Molecular function (GO): ATP binding; histone H3T3 kinase activity
Source: RefSeq, a predicted model, not a curated record